Messenger RNA from Amphibalanus amphitrite, 2828 nucleotides. RefSeq lists its product as uncharacterized. The record is from RefSeq and is a predicted model, not a curated record. The transcript has 3 exons. The coding region runs from base 174 to 1400 and encodes 408 amino acids. NCBI's taxonomy places the organism in Eukaryota, Metazoa, Arthropoda, Thecostraca, Balanomorpha, Balanidae.
GGUUGGCCGCCAGUCCACAGCAGGCGCUUUGGAGCGGCGGUCGGGCCGCGGGAGGAGCCCUGGCCACGACGGGUCGUAGGCGGGCGAUCCACAGUGGGUGCCGCCGCGAGAGGAGCUCUGGCCUCGGCGGGUCGUAGGUGGGCGAUCGAGUGGGUGCCGCCGAGGAGUUCAACAUGGUCGUCUGCCGCCGCCACUACCUGUUGGGUCGCUCCUCCAUGGUCAGGACCUCCCUGUUCUGCGGCGCCAUAUUCUGGAUGGUGAUGUGCGGCACGCUGUCACCCCGUAGACAAGGGACGACUCACUCCUCGGCUGACGUGGCUCUGGAGCCAAUUGACCAGCCCCACGCCCAGCACAAUGAUUGGGAAGAAGAUCGGAACUCCCUGGGCCACAUCGCGACUAGCAGUGGUGCUGGGAAAGGCUCAAGAGAAUCACAGAAGAGUUUCCCUCUAUUUACAAACACAUUUCCAGUGGCAUCGAAGGGCGAAAAUGCGAGAAAAAUGGAACACAAUCCGCUCAGCUGUUUCACAAACCGCACUACGCCAUCAAAUCAGCGGCUGUUUACCGAGAAAGAGAAGGUCAUGUUCCGCUACCUGUUUGACUGGCCGGAGGUACCGACCAGCUCCUGCAAACGCAUGUUCAAAAUGGGUGGCCUGGCCAGCGGCAAGGACUGUCUGACCGACGGCGACAAGCACGUCUGUCUCGACGAGCCGCUCUCGUUGGCAGCUGCCCACGACGACUGCCUCAUCUACUCGUUCGGCAUCAACUACGACUGGAGCUUCGACGAGGCCGCCAGGGCCUUCGGUUGCGAGGUGCACUCGUUCGACCCCAGCAUCGACUACCCCGAGGGCAGACGCUCGGACGGCAUCACCUUCCACCACUUCGGCAUCGGCCGUCAGAAACACGUCAACAUUUUCGGCUGGCAGAUCUACACCCUCGACCAGAUCAUGGACAUCCUCGGCCACAAGGGGCGCACCAUCCACUACCUCAAGAUGGACGCCGAGGGCGGCGAGUUUGACAUGAUGGCGCAGCAGCUGCUGGACGGCGACGGCGAAUUCGUUCUCGACAAGGUCGAACAAAUCGGCUUCGAGGUACACUUCAAGCUUGAUCCUAACCUUGAGAUGGCUUUCUAUCGACGUGCCAACAGAUCUGUGCACGCCUUACGGCAGCUGGGCUUCAACAUGGUUCACUGGGAGUACAACAAGGUGGUAAAGGAACGGUACCUGUACCCGGGCGUGGAAAGACCCGUGAGUCUGCUGUACGAAAUUCUGCUCAUCAAAAACGGUCCCGACAGAUGGGAUCGCUCGUCGCGAGGCCGGCGAGAGCGGCAAGUCAUAGCGGCGCUGGCAAAAAAGGCGCUGACGCUUACCAGGUCGCUGGUAGCAGGCAAAAUCCGCGCGUGAUGUUACGCUUUCGUCUGGGAAGCCCGAACGGCACCAGCCGUUCGGAACUGUCGCGAUCACGCUGCGCUGUCGGCAUUGUGAUGGGACUGGGUCAGCUGAGUAAAGUACUGUUAUCCGAACAAUGCGCCGUUGUUGCGGAAACUCACGCUCGUGGUAGACUCCGUGACUGGCUCACGAUUCGGCGUAUGCCGUGAAAGGAGCGCUGACGUGAACAUCUGGUGACAUUCAGUGUCAUAUGCACUCAGGGUAUAAUUGUUAAGCUGCCAUUUGACGAAUGCCCAUACACGUAGAUAGAAACAUAGUGUAACAGAUACUCAAUAUUUAUGUAUUUGUUUGUCCUCGCUUUAGCAGGCAAUAGCUCUUACCUACUACAGAAGGGUCAUUGGUUCCUUUCCCUCUUCUUCAACCUCUGUCCCCAGGCUACGAUGGCGGUGCGAACAGAGUGGUUAGCUAGAUGUAUAAGGCCUUCCAUGAUCCCACACACUCCUUUUGUCAUAUUUCUAAAAUCCAACAACACUGCCUGACGAGAUAUCCUAUUUCCCCACUUCUAAAAGCGAUCACUUGGAAAGUGAGAUGGCGGGCGGCGGCAGCGCGGGCGGGGGUGACGCCAUCUGUUUUGACCCACGGAUCUGCAGUAGAGGCCACGCCGUGACCCACGGAUCUGCAGUAGAGAGCCACACCGUAGCUGUCAGUGUCGCCUCCGCCGUAUACUUGCCGCCGUCGCCGGCUGGACUGCUGCCGCCGCCGAUCUGUCGGUUGCCCGCCGGCUGCCGUCGGUGCCUCACCCGUAGUUUCUGCGUAAGCGAGCGAGUGUUUGUUCCGCUCUGUCGCUGCCAGUCAAGGUCUUGUGUUCGUGUUCCAUCGCUGCGAUGUGCAGUGAAAUGUUCCGCGAGCGUCGCCUCGAGAUUCCUGAUUAUUCGGACCUGUCAGCCUGUGUUUGCCGUUUUUGUUAAUUAAAAACGUUACGGUAGCGAUUAGAGCUCACAACCAACACACAGCUGGUGGAGCAGCUGGAAAUUACAGCCUAACCGACUACGCCACCAGUACAGUAUAUAAUGAAUCACAUAUUUAUUACAGCAUCCCAGAAUUGGUAGGUAUAUGAUAUAUAUUUCUUGCAAGUGUGGCUGUGCUAUAUAUUUGUGGUAAAUGUAUGUGGUAAAAUGUGGUAAAUGUAUAAAUUUGUUAUUGCUAUGCUUAGUUUAUUAUGUAGAGCAUGGCUCUCCUCUCUGCCGCUUGGUUGCUGAUGUGUGACAUGAUUAUAAUGUAUAAUAUAAUAUGUAAUGAAAUUGGCCAAAUAGGUACAUGUAACAGAUUGUUCCACGGACAAGUCAUCUGGCUGAUCCCGUUUAUAGUGACCCAUGUUUUCAUGUUCUGCUAUAUUGCUCCCAUGUUUUCCUGUUCAGAAAAUAAAGUCAGUCAGAAAAUAUA